This is a messenger RNA of Rodentolepis nana, 756 nucleotides long. NCBI's taxonomy places the organism in Eukaryota, Metazoa, Platyhelminthes, Cestoda, Cyclophyllidea, Hymenolepididae. The record is from the annotation of a GenBank genome assembly.
AUGAGGCAUCCAUCCAAUAAACUUCUUGAAUGCCAUUAUCACUCUGAUAAAUGCCUUCAUCUUAAAGUUAGGAAUUGUCCUGAUAUUUCUUUUUUAAUUCAUGCACCAGUGAGACUCGUUAUUUAUCAUUUUCUCAAUGGUACUCCUUUGUGCAAAAUAGCGCUAAGUUCAUAUAAUUUAACUGACGCGGUAAUGUUGCUAAUGCCGAUAAUUUCUUAUGCAUUUGAGGUACCAAUGCCAAACUUAACGAUUGGACUUAACCCCGAAUUACACUUUAAAUUGUUAUUCGAUUUUGGUUAUCAUGGCACUUGCGAGCAAAUUUUAAUCAAAUUAUACCACAAAUUAAUUCAUUAUUUCGAAAUGUACUCUCCCGUUUCGAAUCACGAAAUUACUCGCGUUUUGGAAGUUAUCAAGCAUUCCACUAACGAUAUUCUGGAUUGCCAAGUUCACAAAGAGAUUUUUCUCUACCUUUCAGUUAAAGACUGUUCCGAAAUUUCAUUUCUGAUAACUAUUCCUGUGGAUUAUCCCUUUCAGAGAUUGACGGUUUGUCAAUUAAGCAACGGUGCCCCUUUUGGUGAAGUAGUACAAACUAAUCUAACCAUAAUGGAUGUUGUCAUGUUGCUAAUGGCCUUUGUUUGCAACGAAUUCAGGAAACCAAUGCCGGGAGUAGCAGUUCAACUUAAUCCGGAGCUCUAUCAAAAGUGGCUGUAUGACUUUAACAAUGAGGGUCCUUUCCGCUCCUUUUUAAUCUCCUAA